AUGUCUUCAUCCAAACUCAUAGUCAUCCUCGGCGCAACUGGAAACCAAGGAGGUUCCGUCGUCGAGUCCUUCCUCUCCGAACCAAGCUGGAAAGUCCGCGCUUUAACUCGCAACUCCGCCAGCUCCAAAGCCCAAGCCCUCUCCUCCAAAGGCGCAGAAGUAGUCCAAGCCGACCUAGACGACCCCUCAACUCUUACUUCUGCUUUUGAAGGCGCACAUGCCAUAUUCGCCGUCAGCGACUUCUGGGGUUUAUUCAGCGAAGCCAAUAGGUCCAGGGCGAAACCUGGACAGCCUCUCAAUGAGUGGGCUGCGGAACAUGAGGAGCAGCAACUUAAGAAUGUGAUUGAUACUGCUUCCAAAGUUCCGACGCUGGAGAGGUUUAUACUAUCGUCUUUGUCGCAUGCUGAGAAGUGGUCUAAGGGUAAGUAUACUCGUGUCUAUCACUUUGACGGCAAGGCUCGGGCGGCAGCCUAUAUCCCCAGGGCACACCCCGAUCUCUGGGCCAAGGCCAGUAUCUUCCAAGCUGGACUAUUCUUGAAUAACUUCAUUCAGCUACCCUUGAACCGGCCUGUUAAGAACGCCGAUGGCAUCGUACAAUUCAUCACGGCCUUGAACCCCGACACUAGAUUCCCCUUCAUCGCCGCCGAAGAAGACUCCGGCCCCUUCGUGAAAGCUCUCAUCACCCAGGAGCCCGCAGGCCGCAACCUCAUCGCCUAUAGAGGAUGGCUUUCACACAACGAAAUCGCAGCAGCAUUCACCAAAGCCACUGGCAUUGAAGCCAUAACUGCCAAAUUUGAUGGGAAAUUUCCACCUGGUGUUUCCGACGAAUUAAUUGGCGAAAUGGCUGACUGCUUCGGAUACUUUGACGAGUUUGGCUAUGAGGGUCGAGAUGACCCUACUGUGGUGCAUCCUGGAGAUCUACUGUCAGCGCCGAAGCUUGAUACUGUAGAGAGCUACUUCGAGACACAAGACUGGUCCCAGGUUCUUGGUUGA
Fusarium coffeatum is the source of this 993-nucleotide messenger RNA. RefSeq lists its product as uncharacterized. The transcript has 3 exons. Lineage: Eukaryota; Fungi; Ascomycota; Sordariomycetes; Hypocreales; Nectriaceae. Bases 1 to 993 code for a protein of 330 amino acids. The record is from RefSeq and is a predicted model, not a curated record.